Molecule: messenger RNA, 1388 nt
Organism: Puntigrus tetrazona (Sumatra barb)
Lineage: Eukaryota; Metazoa; Chordata; Actinopteri; Cypriniformes; Cyprinidae
Gene: crhbp
Product: corticotropin releasing hormone binding protein
Exons: 7
Coding region: 69-1034 (321 amino acids)
Biological process (GO): negative regulation of corticotropin-releasing hormone receptor activity; negative regulation of corticotropin secretion; hormone-mediated signaling pathway
Molecular function (GO): corticotropin-releasing hormone binding
Source: RefSeq, a predicted model, not a curated record
GCAGUCUGGUCGGGAGCUCGCGGAAUUCUUCUCUUAUUGCGCAAAUCUUCGCGGACAGACGCAGGGAGAUGUCAGGCACUUCGCGCGCACAGCUGUGUUUCCUCCUGUUGAGCGUCACGGCUCUCCGGGGACACGCGCGCUUUCUGGACAUACAGGAAAACGAGAUCAGCCCGGAAGGAUUAUUAUCUCUGCUCAGCUCUGAACUAAAGCGAGAGUUACCGGAGGAGUUUGUGUACCGCCGAGCGCUCAGAUGUCUGGACAUGGUGGCCGUAGAGGGUCAGUUCACAUUCACGGCGGAACGCCCACAGUUAAACUGCGCCGUGUUUUUCAUCGGCGAGCCCAGCGACAUCAUUAGCAUCGAGUACGACGCGGUCAACAUCGACUGCAGAGGAGGGGAUUUCGUAAAGGUGUUUGAUGGCUGGGUGAUGAAGGGCGAGAAGUUUCCCAGCACACAAGACCAUCCUCUUCCUCUGUACGAGCGCUACUCUGAUUACUGCGAGACCGGAGUGACUCGACCGGUCGUACGGUCGUCUCAGAAUGUCGCCAUGCUGUUCUUCAGGCUCCACCAAUCGGGGAGCAGCUUCACAGUAACAUUCCGCAAACUCAUCAAUCCGUUCCCCUGUAAUGUUGUAUCUCAGACCCCAGAGGGCAGUUUUACCAUGAUCAUUCCACAGCAGCACAGGAACUGCAGUUUUUCCAUUAUAUAUCCAGUGGAGAUCCAGAUUGGAGAGCUCAGUCUCGGCCAACACAAUGAUCUCAAGCGGUCCAUUCUCGGCUGUGCCGGUUCUGGAGACUUUGUCGAGCUUCUGGGUGGAAACGGCAUGGACACGUCCAAGAUGUUCCCUAUGGCAGAUCUCUGCUACUCCUUUAACGGACCAGCUCAAAUGAAGGUCGGCUGUGAUAACACUGUGGUCAGAAUGGUGUCGAGCGGGAAGUUUGUAAAUCGAGUUAGUUUCCAAUAUCGGCUACUGGGCCACCAAGAGCUUCAGCAGAUGAAGGGCAACAGCGUUGAAGACGUGUGUUUAAGAGCAUAAGACCUUCUCUGUUCCCUGCUCUUGUUCAGGGGGAUGCCAAACUUAGUUGAGUUUGAGCCUUUGUAUAUUUUCCUUAUUAAAAAAUUAUUUAUUUUUGCCUCAUCUUUUCAUUUGACACUUCUGAUCUUUUUAAUAUCAUAAACUUGUAAGAUCUGUGGCUGAUGUUAAAUAAAAUAUGUACUUGUGUUGGUGCACAUCAGUGUUUUGUUCAGCAUGUUUCAUUUUGAAGAGCCCGAAUCAAAUCUAAAGAGCGGUACUGCACAAGUAUUACAAUCCAGUAUGUAUGACAAAUGUUACUGUCUUUAUUUAUUUAUCUGUAUUAAAGAACUUUUGUAAUAAAAUCAGUAAACAUGA